Messenger RNA from Botrytis porri, 912 nucleotides. RefSeq lists its product as uncharacterized. NCBI's taxonomy places the organism in Eukaryota, Fungi, Ascomycota, Leotiomycetes, Helotiales, Sclerotiniaceae. Bases 1 to 912 code for a protein of 303 amino acids. The record is from RefSeq and is a predicted model, not a curated record. The transcript has 3 exons.
AUGAAGUCGUUCGCUACUCUUAGUGCAGCAAUUGCUGCUCUCGCUGGUAUAAGCAGUGCUCAAGUUACCUAUAACUCGACUACCGGAACCUUCUCUUGCCCUGUUGCCAAUGGUGCUUACUGCGCAAGUUCAUCUCUCGGCGGUCCUAUCAUCAUUCGAUGUACAAACGGCAUUGGUCAACCAGGGAACUGUGAUGAUAACCUUGCCGGAUACUUCCCUUAUGGUGUGAACUAUUCACCAUGUUGGGAGACUAGUGAGAAGAGUGGUGACGCCGCUUGUUCUAAGAACUGUAUCGUCCAAGGUGCCUCCGGCAACUUCAAAGGUACAUUCACCCUACCCAACUGUACACCCAUUCCAAACCCAUCCGCCACCUCACCUCUUAAUGGUUCGACAACUACAACAUCAACUGGUACAUCGACAAUUAUCGAAGGUUCAACAACACAACUCAUAACUUACACCACAACCUUCUGUCCUACAUCCACCCCAGUAGUCCUCUCAUCUGUCACUUCACCCACAAUCUCAACUGCUAUCGUGAUUCCUCCAUUAAUCACAGCCCCUACUGUCUCUACAACUCCUGUUAUCGACCCAUCAUCAGGUAUCACAACCAUUAUCUUUUCAUCCGGUACUGCUGUCAGUACCGCUGUCAGUACCGCUGUCGGAACUGGUGGCUCGGGAGGAGGUUCGGGUGGUGGAUCAGGCGGUGGAUCAGGUGGCGGAUCUGGCGCUGGCAGCUCAGGAGUCCACAAUGGUACAACUGGUGGAUUAGGUGCUGGCGGAAGCGCAACUGCUACACCCGUUGGACCAAGUAAAACUUCUACUGGAGUUGGUGCGCCUGAAUAUACGGGUGCUGCUAAUAUUCUCAGUGCAGGUGGUCUCGCAGCUGCGGGGGCUGUGCUUGUUUGGUUUCUUUAA